AUGGCGCAGGCUUCGGUGAGGGACGAUCUGGAGACCGACCAGGUCUUCCAGGCGGCCGUGCCAAUAGAGGUGAAGGAGGAGUCGAAAGAGCAGAAGGAGAAGCAUGCGUUUGAAAGAAAACGAUCUGGCUUGCCGCCAUUGAAAGUCGAUGCACCUACGGCGGGACCGGAAUACAGCUCUUGCUUCUACAAAAGAUCCAACUCAGGGUAUUAAAUUCGACCUAUUUGUUUCAGCUCAUGCUUCUAGAAAAGAUCCAAUUCAGAUCAAUUUGCUUGAAAGUCAUAGCGCAAACAGAACUUGAUCCAAGGGUUUAUUCUUAACCACUUUCACAGGUAUGGUUCCAAGCCACCGGAGGUUCUGCAAGGUGGAAGACAUGGCCUGAGCAAUAAGUUUUCACAGGCCUUGGGUACAGGCGGCAUGUGGCGAAACCACGGAUUGAACACGUACUAUUGUGAUUGAUGCUUUUGCAUAAUUCGCUGUAGUCUGACUAGAAGCACUUUUAGAUGAUAACUUAUCUCUGCAGCCGUCGUCAGGAGAGUUGACAACAGGGACAUAUGCACGCAUUGCAGUUGGAAUUCAUUUUGUGUCCUCUUAUAAUAUGCAAUGGAUGUUGUUGUUUAACAUGAAGAGUAGUCUCGACAUAGAUCAAGUGCACUGUAAUAAAUGGAAGAUACAUGAUGUGACAACGACCGUAUCAUGUCUACGUACUACUGUAUAACUCCACCUACUAGGGCGUCCGAGCGGGGACGCUUUAUGGAGAACACGACAGACUGGAUGCUGAAGCUCGGAUAA
Amoebophrya sp. A25 is the source of this 792-nucleotide messenger RNA. The record is from the annotation of a GenBank genome assembly. NCBI's taxonomy places the organism in Eukaryota, Dinophyceae, Syndiniales, Amoebophryaceae.